AUGUCUCCAACCUUUUGUGUUUCUCUGCUCAGAGCCCUGCUCCUCGUGCUGCUGGCUGUGCUCUCAGCCAGCAGUCCUGCCCAGGGGAAGGUGAUCAAACCUGGCCUCAAGCCAGGGAAUCUCUUCAAGCAAGCAUCUGCUGGAUGCCUGACCCAAAAAGACUCAAAAUUCCCCCAAACUGUGAGAGUCAACCUCAGCAUCAGCAACACGAACCAGGACACCAAAUUGAGCAGUCUGAAUGCCAGCAACCGCUCUCUGUCUCCCUGGGAUUACAGGAUCGACGAGGACCACGACCGCUUCCCGCGGCUGAUCGCGGACGCCGAGUGCCGCCACACGCUGUGCGUCACCCCGGAGGGACAGCUGGACCACAGCCUCAACUCCGUGGCCAUCCAGCAGGAGAUCCUGGUCCUGCGCAGGGAGCACAGGGGCUGCCAGCAAUCCUUCAGGCUGGAGAAGAAGCUCAUCACCGUGGGCUGCACCUGCGUCACCCCGCUGGUGCGGCACCAGCGCUGA
Catharus ustulatus (Swainson's thrush) is the source of this 513-nucleotide messenger RNA. It is a transcript of the gene IL17A, whose product is annotated as interleukin 17A. Gene Ontology annotation, biological process: inflammatory response. Gene Ontology annotation, cellular component: extracellular region. Gene Ontology annotation, molecular function: cytokine activity. The coding region runs from base 1 to 513 and encodes 170 amino acids. The record is from RefSeq and is a predicted model, not a curated record. NCBI's taxonomy places the organism in Eukaryota, Metazoa, Chordata, Aves, Passeriformes, Turdidae. The transcript is spliced from 3 exons.